AUGGACGACAUCUACGGUGGUUCUGAUGAGGUGUCAGAACUCAAGGACAUAGCCAAGGAUCUCAUCGAUCUUCUCAACUCUGGCGGAUUCCCUCUAGCUAAAUGGCAAAGCAAUCACCCCGAUUUCUUCGACGCUGUAACAAGGAAAGGCGACUUGAAUUCCCACUUAAUCGAUCACACUCAAACCAAGGUUCUCGGUCUCUCAUGGUUUCCAAGGUCAGAUGAAUUCAAGUUCUCCUUUGAGCCAACAUCUCUCCCAGGUCAAGGAAUAUCCAAAAGGUCUAUCUUAUCCGAGGUAUCUCAAUUGUUUGAUCCCCUAGGAUUUCUUUCUCCCGUCAUCAUCCGAGCCAAAAUGUUGCUGCAGGAACUGUGGCUUGAGAAAUUGGGUUGGGACGACCCUUUAUCUGAGAAACUAUCUUCAAGGUGGAUCAAAUUCAAGGAAGAGCUAGCUCAAUUCCCCGAGAUCUCAAUCCCUCGAUGGCUCAAUCUCACAUCAACCUCAACAACGGAAAUUCAUGGAUUCUCGGACGCAUCACAACUCGCAAUGGCAGCUGUUGUUUUUCUCAAAACCUCGGAACCAAACCAAGAAUCAAAAGUUACAUUUGUUUGUGCCAAAACCAAGGUUGCUCCCCUCAAACGUCUAACCAUUCCAAGGUUGGAACUCUCGGCUGCUCAACUCUUGGCACGACUUGUGAACUACGUUCAACGGACCCUGGAAUUAUGUCAAGUUCCAGUAUUCCUGUGGACAGACUCAUCGGUAGCCCUCACUUGGAUCAACAGCCACCCCUCUCGUUGGAAGGAAUUUGUACACAACAGGGUAUCUUCGAUCCAUGACCUCGUCCCUCAAGGUCAAUGGAGAUUCAUCAAAGGAAAAGAAAAUCCUGCUGACUGUGCAUCAAGGGGCCUAUCAAUUCAACAACUCUCUCAACAUCACUUCUGGUGGAAUGGUCCACCAUGGCUCAAGGACAUCAAGGAAAACUGGCCCUCAUCAACCUCAAGGUCGGAUUCAUCAGCUCAAGUCGAAGAAAGACCAGGAUUAACAUUUACUGUUACCACCUCUCACCCCCAAUUGUGGGAUCUGAUUCAUCAAUACUCAGAUCUGCACUCAUUGUUAAAAAUCACCUCAAUUUGCCUCAGAUUUCUCGCUAUUCUCAAAAGGAUUCCCAACUCUUCUCUGGCCAACCCAAUCGGACUCAAGGAUCUCGAUCUUGCAAGGACAUUCUGGAUCAAGAAUAUUCAAGUGGCCUACUUCUCAGCAGACAUCAAGGAUCUCAAUCGAGGCACAAAAUUCUCAAGGUCUCAUCCGCUUUCCAAACUCAAUCCAUUCAUCGAUCAUCAAGGUAUUCUCAGAGUCGGAGGUCGACUCAAAGACUCAAGUUUGGAUCACGAAAGCAAACAUCCUGCUAUUCUACCCAAGGAUUCUCCCCUCACUCGACUUCUGAUAGCGGAUGCUCAUUCAAGGACUCUUCACGGAGGAACUCAACUCACCUUGGCUCAUCUAAGGAAUUCCUACUGGAUCAUCGGAGGAAGACAACCAGUAAGGUCAUUCAUUCUCAAGUGCAUUCCUUGUGCUCGACAAAGAGGAAUUCGUGCUCAACAACUCAUGGGUCGUGGAGCUAAAACGAAAAAGGGAUGGAUUUGUCUCUUUGUGUGCUUCUCAUCAUCGGCUCUGCAUCUCGAGGUAGUGACGGAUUAUUCCACCAACGGAUUUCUCGCAGCCUACCGCCGAUUUGUCUCAAGGAGAGGUAUUUGUCAAACACUCUACAGUGAUUGUGGUACCAACUUCAUCGUCGCGGACACUACUCUCAAGCAACUCUUCAAGGACGGAUCUCAAGAAGCCAAGGAACUCUCUCAACUACUGAUCAAGGACGGCACCUCCUGGAAAUUCAACCCUCCAGCAGCUCCACACAUGGGUGGAAAAUGGGAAGCUGCCGUGAAAUCAAUCAAGUAUCAUCUCAGAAGGACGAUCGGCGAGACGAUUUUGACGUACGAGGAAUUUACGACUCUUCUUACGCAAAUCGAAGCGGUUCUCAACUCCCGACCAUUGGAACCUCUUACAGAGGACCCUGACGACUUGUCAGUUCUCACACCAGGACAUUUUCUCAUCGGGGAACCACUCACAUCAAUACCGGAACCAUCCCUCUUGGACCUGAAAACUUCAAGGUUAACAAGGUGGAAAUUGAUUCAACAACAAGCUCAAUUUUUCUGGGCGAAGUGGUCCACCUGUUAUCUUCAACAACAACUCGCUAUCUCCAAGUGGCAUCAUCCAACACAUCAAAUCAAGGUUGGUUCUCUAGUUCUCCUCACUGACGAAAGGUUCCCUCCCUCAAAAUGGCCUUUAGCUAGGGUCACUGCAUUACACCCUGGCAAGGACGGUCUCACCAGAGUCGUUUCAAUUAAAACUGCAACGACACAUCUCAAACGACCAAUCACCAAGUUGGCUGUGCUCCCCAUCUCGACGGAAGAAGCUCUCAAGGACAACAACUCAACCUAA
Molecule: messenger RNA, 2493 nt
Organism: Leptopilina boulardi
Lineage: Eukaryota; Metazoa; Arthropoda; Insecta; Hymenoptera; Figitidae
Exons: 2
Coding region: 1-2493 (830 amino acids)
Biological process (GO): DNA integration
Molecular function (GO): nucleic acid binding
Source: RefSeq, a predicted model, not a curated record